GACCGGCAUGGGCCCAAUUGCAUGCGCGGCGGCGUCCGGAGACGUGGCCAUGAUCCGUUUCUUUGCAGAGGCUGGAGCACCACUCCAGACUCAGACCGUGUCGAUGCAGGAAUGCGACAUAGAGUCAGGCCUGACUCCACUUCACCUUGCAGUGCGGCGCGGGCCGCGGGCCGGGCCGGCAAUUGAGGAGCUCUUGCGAUUGCGGGCGGACCCUAACGCCUGCUUCGGACAGAGUCGCCCUCCACUGUCUUACAUUACCAGCGUGGAGGGGGUGGAGCUUCUCAUUGCGCAUCGGGCUGACGUGAACAUGCGCGUGGCCCCACUGUGGAUUUCACCUCUCACUUCUGCUGCGUGCUUUGGCGCGCCGCUGGAGGCCCUGGCCAAGCUGGUUGAGGCACAGCCCCCUGAGAUCCCGGGUUUCUAUAGGUGUUUCGGAACCUGCUAG
Molecule: messenger RNA, 445 nt
Organism: Symbiodinium pilosum
Lineage: Eukaryota; Dinophyceae; Suessiales; Symbiodiniaceae
Source: the annotation of a GenBank genome assembly